CACUUCCCCGCCGGGCGCAGCCGGGGACGCACCCACGGGAGACGGCGGCGAAGGGAAAGAGGGAGGAACGGGGGAGGGAGCGCCGGCCCCGCACGGCCUGGGGACAGUGGUGGUAGUUUUCAUUUUUGUCUGGUGCUUUUUUUUUUUCCCUAUAAACUUUAUUCUAUUUUAUUAUUAUUAUUAUUAUUCUGAUUUUCCUGGGAUUUCCCUGCAUGGUCUGAGCGCAGCUUCAUGCCCACCCGGCCAUGCCCGGCUCCGCUCCCGGCCCGCUGCCAUGUGAGUACCGGUGCCUCUGAGUGAGCGCUUCGGCAACGUCGGGGCGCAGCCGGCCGGGCCCUGAGCAGCCGCCGCCGCCGAGGACGGAACAUGUAUCAGGGCCUGGCCCUCGCCCCCAACCAUGGCCAGUCGGCUUAUUCCCACGACUCCGGCAAUUUCCUGCACUCGUCGGCCGGCUCGCCCGUCUACGUGCCCACCACCCGGGUGCCCUCCGUGCUGCAGACGCUGCCCUACCUGCAAAGCUGCGAGCCGCACCAGAGCCACCUCGGCAACCCCCCGGGCUGGGCGCAGAGCAGCGGCGAAACCACCGCCUUCAACGCCGGCAGCCCGCACCCGCCGUCGGGUUUCUCGUACCCCCACAGCCCCCCGGGCAGCAGCCCCCCGGGGCGUGACGGUGCCUACCAGGGGCCCCUGCUGCUGGGCGGCGGGGGCCGGGAGCAGUACGGCAACGCUUUGGUGCGCUCGGUUAACGGGUCCUACUCCAGCCCCUACCCCGCCUACGUGACCCCCGAGCUACCGCCUUCGUGGACGGCCGGACACUUUGAGAGCAGCGUGCUGCACAGCCUGCAGACGAGGCAGGCGGCCCUGCCCGGCCGCAGGUCAACCUUCGAGUAUUUGGAGGAGUUCCCCGGGGAUGGUCGGGAGUGCGUGAACUGCGGGGCCAUGUCCACACCGCUCUGGAGGAAGGACGGCACCGGGCACUACCUGUGCAACGCCUGUGGGCUCUACCACAAAAUGAACGGCAUCAACCGGCCACUCAAACCCCAGAAGAGGCUGUCUUCAUCGAGACGUGCUGGCCUAUGUUGCACUAACUGCCACACAACCAACACCACCCUCUGGAGAAGGAACGCCGAAGGGGAGCCCGUCUGCAACGCCUGCGGCUUGUACAUGAAGCUCCAUGGGGUACCAAGACCUCUGGCCAUGAAAAAGGAAAGCAUCCAGACAAGGAAAAGGAAGCCGAAAAACAUUACCAAAGGCAAAACCUCAACAGGGUCCACCACUUCGGCCACGAACUCCCCUUCUUCCAUUACGAACUCAGACAGCACGGUCACUUUAAAGUCAGAGCCCAGCACAACCUCACAGUACCCCGGACAAGGCAUUGUGUCGGUGUCCCAGGCACAGAGCCAGUCAGACGAGGCGCUGGCCGGCGGCGAGUUCAAAUUCGAGCCGGAGGACUACCCCUUUUCUCCCAGCAGCAUGGCCCCGCAGCCAGGGCUGAGCGUGCCACUGCGGCAGGACUCGUGGUGUGCCCUGGCGCUCGCCUAGAACCCCUCGUGCCUGCAGCCUGGCUUACCAUGGGACGGGCUUCUCUUGGAGGAUGUGGGAGGAAGACGCCGGCUAGAUGGGGUGCCCAGAGAGCCUCUCCUCAUCCAAGGAGACCCAGGGUGGCCUCCCUGAGGCUGCCUGUUUUCCCCCAGAAAGCCGUCCUCCUUUGAGAUGCAACCAGCAAAUAAACGCAUCCCAGAAUCUAUGUUUAUUCGCAGUGAUUUCUCCCUCCUAUGACUCCUCUGUGUGCAAUUUAUUCCACUUUCCAAUAAAGACUGUAAUAACGUGGCACCGAAUAACUUAAUUUUAUUAAAAUGUAAACUGUGUGGCCUCCCUUCUGUUUUAUUGGCCACAACAGGGAGAAGGAAAAAGAAAAGAAAAAAAAAAGCAAUGGUUGUUUUAAACAUUUACUGUUUUAUAUUAAAAACGAACAUCUCUAUGGAGUGUUAGCUUCUGAAGCGUUCAGUGUACCAACACCGAGCUGAUGAGUCAGACAUGAAAUAAACACACCGCUCUUCCUUUCCCAGCUCCAAACAAGGAUUUCUUUUAUUAUUAUUUUAGGCAAACCACAUGACAAGAAUGGUCAAAACCACCCAAAUAAUAAAAGAGUUCCAAAAUGCU
Molecule: messenger RNA, 2163 nt
Organism: Gallus gallus (chicken)
Lineage: Eukaryota; Metazoa; Chordata; Aves; Galliformes; Phasianidae
Gene: GATA5
Product: GATA binding protein 5
Exons: 7
Coding region: 367-1542 (391 amino acids)
Biological process (GO): negative regulation of transcription by RNA polymerase II; positive regulation of transcription by RNA polymerase II; cell fate commitment
Cellular component (GO): nucleus
Molecular function (GO): DNA-binding transcription factor activity, RNA polymerase II-specific; RNA polymerase II cis-regulatory region sequence-specific DNA binding; zinc ion binding
Source: RefSeq, marked validated